AUGGGCAACGUUUGUCUGAGGUUCUGGGCAUACUUGCGGCCCUGUCUCCCCUGCUUGUUCCAGGAGGCCGACAAGCCGGGAGUGGUGAUUGGGAACCCCAUGGCCCACUGCUUCCCUGGUCCUCCCCAGCUGCACAGUCAGGAGCCCGGGAGAAGCCACGGCCACUACUUUGUGGCUCUGUUUGACUACCAGGCUCGGACCGCAGAGGACCUUAGCUUCCGCACGGGCGACAAGCUCCAAGUCCUGGACACUUCCCGGGAGGGCUGGUGGUUCGCCAGGCACUUGGAGAAAAGGGGAGAUGGCUCUGGCCAGCCGCUGCAGGGCUAUAUUCCUUCUAACUAUGUGGCUGAGGACAGGAGCCUGCAGGCAGAGCUGUGGUUCUUUGGAGCAAUCAAGAGAACAGACGCAGAAAAACAACUAUUAUAUUCAGAAAAUCAGACCGGUGCCUUUCUAAUCAGAGAGAGUGAAAGCCAGAAAGGAGAGUUUGCCCUUUCAGUUUUAGAUGAGAGGGCUGUGAAACACUACAGAAUCAGAAGGCUGGAUGAAGGGGCAUUUUUCCUUACCCAGAGAAGAACCUUUUCAACACUGAAUGAAAUUGUGAGCUACUACUCCAAGACAAGUGAUGGCCUGUGUGUCCAGCUGCGAAAACCAUGUUUAAAGAUACAAGUGCCAGUGCCUUUUGAUUUGUCAUAUAAAACCGUGGACCAGUGGGAGAUAGACCGCAAGUCUAUACAGCUUCUGAAGCGAUUAGGAUCUGGGCAGUUUGGUGAAGUGUGGGAAGGACUGUGGAACAACACCACUUCAGUAGCAGUGAAAACAUUAAAACCAGGUUCAAUGGAUCCAAAUGACUUCCUGAGGGAGGCACAGAUAAUGAAGAACCUAAGACAUCCAAAGCUUAUCCAGCUUUAUGCUGUUUGCACUUUGGAAGAUCCAAUUUAUAUUAUUACAGAGUUGAUGAGACAUGGAAGUCUGCAAGAAUAUCUCCAAAAUGAUGCUGGAACAAAAAUCCAUCUGACUCAGCAGGUGGACAUGGCUGCGCAGGUUGCCUCUGGGAUGGCUUAUCUGGAGUCCCAGAACUACAUUCAUAGAGAUCUGGCUGCCAGAAAUGUCCUGGUUGGUGAACAUAAUAUCUACAAAGUUGCAGAUUUUGGACUUGCAAGAAUUUUUAAGGUAGGUAAUGAAGACAUCUAUGAACCCAGACAUGAAAUAAAGCUGCCAGUGAAGUGGACUGCGCCCGAAGCCCUUCAUGCUAAUAGAUUCAGCAUUAAGUCUGAUGUGUGGUCAUUUGGAAUCCUUCUUUAUGAAAUCAUUACUUAUGGCAAAGUGCCUUAUAGUGGCAUGACAGGUGCUCAGGUAAUCCAGGUAUUGGGUCAAAACUAUAGACUCUCUCAACCACCUAACUGCCCACCACAGUUCUACAACAUCAUGUUGGAGUGUUGGAAGGUAGACCCUCAGGAACGGCCAACAUUUGAGAAACUGCAUUGGAAACUUGAAGACUAUUUUGAAACAGACUUUUCAUUUUCAGAUACAAACAACUUUGUAAGAUGAACACUGAAGGAGAACAUUCAAUAAUGAAGUAACAAAAGAGUUCAAUAAUCAGUCCAGAAAUAACCUUAUUAAUCGACUGCCAGAAGAGCUUACCUCGACAUAUUCAAGUGAGAGGGUCAACUUGGCCAUGUAUUACGAAGAAGAUUAUAUGUGUACUUCAUUGACUGGGCAACACUGUAGGACAGUCUAAGAUGAUAUUUUAUCACUGUCUGGCAAAAAUCAAACACAUAAACACACUUUUCUUUUAAAAAAAAAUACAUUUCUAUUUAUUGUUUGAAAUACUGAUCAAGAGGAUCAACAGAUGAUAGUUAAUUUUUACUCAGUGACUGUUGUAGCAUUUUCCUGUUUACUGAUUAAAGUGGUUAUUCAUUAUUCCUCGGAUUGCUGAAUCCCAUCAGGCUGUUAUUAUGAAGGAAUCUGAUUGCUUUGCUGCACAGCAGGACCUGUGCUUUGAGAUUUUUUUUUUCUCUUUUAAAA
This is a messenger RNA of Enhydra lutris kenyoni (northern sea otter), 2025 nucleotides long. RefSeq names its product fyn related Src family tyrosine kinase. Gene Ontology annotation, biological process: innate immune response; protein phosphorylation; cell differentiation. The record is from RefSeq and is a predicted model, not a curated record. Gene Ontology annotation, molecular function: signaling receptor binding; non-membrane spanning protein tyrosine kinase activity; ATP binding. Lineage: Eukaryota; Metazoa; Chordata; Mammalia; Carnivora; Mustelidae. Gene Ontology annotation, cellular component: extrinsic component of cytoplasmic side of plasma membrane. The coding region runs from base 1 to 1548 and encodes 515 amino acids. The transcript has 8 exons.